AUGUUUGGUCAAUCAUGGCACGAAGCACAUGCACCCGAGUGGCCGCACAUUAGGUGCUGGAGCGACAAUCAGACCACGGUCUCAAGGCCCAACAAGCUAUCGGCGCGACACCCGCUUGCCCAGGAACUCAACCGCAGCAUCGGCUUCGCUGAAGCAACCUGGCGGCUCCGCGUCUCGACCGGUCAUUUACCAGGGUCGUGGAACUACGUGGCGGAUGCUGGCAGUCGCCUUCAUCUCCCCGUAUACCGACAAGUGUUUACUAACUGUGUUAAUAUGUGGUCCCAGGUCCCGGUCCCACAACACAUCCGUCGGAUCUACACGACGUUCUCUUCCAGCUUCAGGCCGCAUCACUGGCCGCUAGCUCAAGACGGCUCUACGACAGGACAUGGCGAUAGUGGUGCACGUGGCGUCGACAGCGCCGUGAACCGUGCCAGCUCCCCCGCGAUCCAGACGAUCAGUCUCUCCAGCUCGUGCUCUUCGCCAUCGCGUGCUGGCGAGGAGAGCCGUCCUCCGUCGUCAAUACCCCGUCGACCGUGUUGUCCAAAUGUAGCCAUCUCUCUUGGCAUCAUCAAGUGCG
Messenger RNA from Phytophthora nicotianae INRA-310, 577 nucleotides. RefSeq lists its product as hypothetical. The annotation marks the transcript as partial. Lineage: Eukaryota; Oomycota; Peronosporomycetes; Peronosporales; Peronosporaceae. The transcript has a single exon. The record is from RefSeq and is a predicted model, not a curated record.